Molecule: messenger RNA, 3341 nt
Organism: Misgurnus anguillicaudatus (oriental weatherfish)
Lineage: Eukaryota; Metazoa; Chordata; Actinopteri; Cypriniformes; Cobitidae
Source: RefSeq, a predicted model, not a curated record
UAACACAAUAGGUCUAAAUAUAUUAAUACAAAAUAGCAUCUAUACAUACUGUAAAAUACAUUUUAAAAAGUAGUAAUAAGCAUUAAGACAUAUUAAAGAGAUUUUAUUCAUAUAUAUAUAUAUCUACAAUAAAAAGUCCAAAUGUUGUAAAUAGUUUUAAUUAAACAACACAGGGGACAUAAAUAUAUAUAUAUAUAUAUAUAUAUAUAUAUAUAUAACUCAUCACAGUUGAACCGUAAACAGAACAAAGUCAUUAAACUCCAUGACAACCAUACUGUAGAACUUAUCGUUGUCAUAGAGACAUUAUGACAUCACAAUCGGUGCCUAUAAAACGCUCAGCCAGAUGAAACUGGUAUCAUUUGACUGAUCUGAACGCUUGCCUUUGGUUGACUCCGAACGCUACUGUACAGAUUAUCAAGUGAAUUUGCAGACUUUCAAAAAGUUCGCAACUUUAAACUGCUUGACGCACUGUGUACGGACAGACAGUUUACUUAGAUUUCAACCCUCUGUGAACCGAGUCUAAGCACAGUUAAGUCUGCAGUUAUCUUUUCACAUCAUGUUUCGUCCUGUAACACCAUUGUCCGACAAGGACAUGGAAGGAGCAGAUGUUGAAAAUAUGGAUCUGCCGAAUGCUGUGCCGAACUUUGACUAUGUCCCUGAUUUCGGACUUUCGUCACAAGUCGGGCGCGCUGCCGGUUUAAAUCCAUUUGAAGGAGGAGAGGAGGAGGAGGAGAUGGUGGAUGUUUAUCCAACACAUGAGGCGAAACGCCAAAAAGUGUUGGGAUGGAGAUGUGAUGAUGGUGGAAUGGAUUUUGUCCUACCAAGUGCGGUCCCUGACAUUGUCCCGAACAACGGACAUUUGUUAGACAGACGCGCCGGGAGUUCACAUCCACGAGGAGGAGUAAAGGAGUUUACUCCUGCAUUUGAGGAGGCGAACAGCCCCACAGAAAAAUGUGAGAAUAAAUUAUUGAAAUCAUUAAAGAAGGGAUGGAAUAUUGUAAGGCGCCCAUUCCUUCAUAAUGAUAAAGUGGAAACACUGAUUCCUUCAGAGCUUAAUGCACAUUCAGCUAAUCCUAAUGUAAAGGAUGAUGCUGGUCUGGCGAGCUCUGAAUUAAACAAUAAGAUCAAACCGGAAAAACAACGAAUGGCAUUCUUUGACUGUCUCUGGAGGGGCAAGGUGGAGUCAGUGCCGACUCCCCUGCUUAAAGCGGAUCCAGCUAUCCCUGAUGUUAGGGAAGUUGUUGAUCUUGCAUCACAGUCAAAGACCUACGUUGGUCCGAAGAAACAGAAACAAAAGGCUUCAAAGAGCCGCAAAUCUAACCUCCAGGGAGAAAAAGUGACUGUUGUGCCAACUCAACAGCCCAAGGCUAUUUCAGAUAUUCCUGUUGGCAUGGAUGUUCCUGCUCUGGCCGGCCCCCAAUCAAAACCAAAGAUUCGUCCGGAUAAAUGCAUGACAUUGACGCAACGCUUCUUUGGAUGCUUCCGGAGGGGCAAAGUGGAGUCGAUGCCGACUUCACAGAUUGAGGCCGAUCCAGCUAUCCCUGAUGCCAGGGAAGUUGUUGAUCUGGCAGAUUUUCAAUCGAAGAGUGUUGGCUUAAAGAAACAAAAACAAAAGGCUUCAAAGAGCCGCUCAUUUCACAACCCUUGGAGUAAAAAAGGGAAGAGUAAAGUGAAAAAAGAUGCCGAUCCAGCUAUUCCUGAUGCCAUGGAUGGUGCGGAUCUGGCCAGUUUUGGUGGCAUCGCUGCAGCCAAUGCCAGGCUACAGACGUUAGGUGCCAUUCCAGAGAAUAUUGGGUUAAAAGGUGGUGGAAAUCCUGACCCAAAUAAAGCAAAAAAUCCUGGGUCAAAAGAUGUUGGAAGUCCUGAGGCAAAAGGUGGUAAAAAUCCCAGGCCAAAAGCUCUUAAAGCUCUAGAAAAUCCCAGACAUCCCUUGCCAGAAGAUUUUGAGGAUCCUAUCCCAGCGAGAUUUAAAACUCGCAGACGAAAAUUUGUUGGAAAACCCGCAAUAGGUUGGAUUCGUAACCCAACUAAAUUUAAAAUUACCCCACCAAAAGUCCUUGAAAAUCCCAGAGAACCCUCGCCAGAAGAUGAUAAAGUUGUCAGGCCAAAAGUUAUAGAUGUUGUUCAACAAGCUGUUGAACCGCCAAGCGAGAAGAAACGAGUUAAUCGCUCAUUGCUUAGAGAGCCUUUUGAUUCUGAAUAUCAACUUUUGUAUCAAGUGCUUGGGGAAGGGUGCGGUGGCAGAGUGUACAAAGGGAUCCGGAUAUCGGAUGACACUCCGGUUGCCAUCAAGCAAAUAAACAAACGAAAGUAUGAAAGCACUCUUCAGAUUCCUGGAUACCCCAAACCACUUAUUACAGAAGUGGCGCUGCUGCUUAAGUUAGGAGAAGCGCCCUCAUGCCCCAAUGUCAUACAGAUGUAUGACUGGUACGAGACUAAACACUUUUACACGCUCGUGUUGGAGUACCCACUGCACAGCGUAGUCCUUGUGGGAUUUUGUUACAAGUCAUAGAGGACUUAGUGAAAAUACAGCAAGACAUCUCAUGCGUCAGGCGGUACUGGCAGUGCAACACUGUCUGGAUAAUGGAGUUUUUCACACCGACCUCCAUGCCAAGAACUUCUUGGUGCAGCAAUCAACAAUGACCCUGAAGUUAAUUGACUUUGGGGCUGGACAUUAUCUGACGCAUGAGGAAUAUAAGACCUUCGACUUUAUAGGAGCUCCAUGUUGCAGCCCGCCUGAGAUCUACACGACUAAGAAAUACCACGCCGUGCCAGCAAACGUCUGGGCCUUAGGUUCUGUGCUGUACUUCAUGGUGCAUGGAGAUUACUCUAAUUUAAAGAACUUUUAUUCCGGGAAUCUGCAGACAACUGAGAAGGAUUUAUCAAAGGAAAUCUAUGAUCUGUUAAGUUGGUGCCUGGCCCUGAAUCCAAGUGAUCGUCCGACGCUCAAGGAGAUCUUAGAUCAUGACUGGUUUAAAACUGAGUCUGACGAAGAAGAGCUACUCGUAUACAAAAUGAGUGCACUAUCCACGGAAAAGUAAGAAGCUGAAUGACUGAAGGAGAGGGAAAUGAUUAAAGAUGCUGUUUUCAUCAUCCUGAGACUUUCUACAACCAGAAACCAUUACAAGAGAGACGAGACAUUAUUUAAAACAGGAAUUUCUCAGGAGUAACACAUUUUUAGGAACUUUCUGCAUAAUGUUGUAUUUCAGACUUCAUGAACACAGACCGCUGGCUGAACAUCUGAUGCAGAUCCUGUCUCAUCCUUGAACACAUUAAAAAAAAAUUUAUUCUUAAUGUUUUUAUAUUUUAAAGUUGUAUAAUAAAGUAUCUAAUAUAUAUUA